Molecule: messenger RNA, 330 nt
Organism: Panicum virgatum (switchgrass)
Lineage: Eukaryota; Viridiplantae; Streptophyta; Magnoliopsida; Poales; Poaceae
Exons: 1
Coding region: 1-330 (109 amino acids)
Molecular function (GO): polysaccharide binding
Source: RefSeq, a predicted model, not a curated record
AUGUGCGGGGCCCUGAACGUAACGUACCCGUUCUGGAUCGGCGGCGUGCAGCCGCCGCUUGACUGCGGCUUCCCGGCGGCCUUCCGGCUGACGUGCGACGCCGAAGCUGGCCGCGCGUACCUCACCAGGACAUCCAGCGGCCACCUGUACCGCGUCGAGGGCAUAUACUACAACAACAACUCGCUGGCGGUGGCCGUCGAGACCACCUUCGCCGGCGACGGGACGUGCGACAUCCCCGGCUUCAACGUGUUCUCCAGCCUCGCGUUCAACAUCAGCGACACAAAUGAGAACCUCGUCUUCGUCUACGAUUGUGCGGUGCCUCCUAGCUAG